AUGCAGUUCAAGACCCUCUCCGUCCUCCUCCUCUCGGCCACCGCCGUCAUGGCCGCCCCAGAGGCAGAGCAGAAGCGCGACAUCAUCGACAAUGUCACCUCUGGCAUCGGAGGAAUUGGCUCUGACAUUGGCGACAUCGCAACUGACAUCGGCAACAUCGGAAAGAGCUUCACUGCUUUCUUCCCCUCCAUCACCGCCGUCCCCGUCUCCGUCUGGAGCAGUCUCACAGACGCUUCCCAGAUCAAGUCCUUCGGCUCUUCUCUCAACAGCGCCAUCCACGACCACCACGCUCCAGCUUGGUUCUCUAACCUGCCCGCCUCCGCCCAGAGCGCCGUCAGCAGUGCCGCUGCCAAAAUCACUGGUGAAAUCGGCGAGCACUUCCCCACGGCCUCGCAGACCACCGCUCCCGGCGCAACCGGCACUGCUGGCAGCUCCCAGCAGACUCACAGCCCCAAUGCUGCUCCCCGCGCCACUGCUCUUGCGGCCAGCAUUGCUGGUGCCGCCGGUAUCCUUGGAUUGGCCAUUGCCUUGUAG
Molecule: messenger RNA, 534 nt
Organism: Arthroderma uncinatum
Lineage: Eukaryota; Fungi; Ascomycota; Eurotiomycetes; Onygenales; Arthrodermataceae
Exons: 2
Coding region: 1-534 (177 amino acids)
Source: RefSeq, a predicted model, not a curated record